GCUCAAGCUGUCAGUUGCAAAUCAACACCGAUGACCUUUGUGCGCGAAUUUUUGUUUGGUGUCGCAAUUCUAAUGAAGAUCAUUUAAAGUAAAUUUUUCGGGAAAUAAUUCAUGUUUUAAUCCAAUAACACGCUGAUCUGGCUGGCUUUGUCAUUAUUCAUACGGAAACUUCCCUCGAUUUGUGCAGUCCACCAUGACCGCUAUUUCCAGUUUGCAGAAUUUUGUCACCGACGCCCUCGAGUGCACCCAGUUCCGAUUGAUUCGGGAUGAUGCUGACUUUGAGGACGAAUCGGUCGCGUUCCACCCGGAGAUGGCUCAUCAGAUAUUCGGGGAACAGGAAAGCAUCUUCGGAUACCGGGAUCUGCAGAUCGAUGUGUGCUUCGCGGCCAGUUCGCUAGAUAUUUAUUUCAACAUCAAAUACUCGAAGAAGGUUGAUGAGGUAUGUUCCGAAGGAGUUAAGCCCGACGACGUUGAAAAGGCUCUGGCCGAAAUAGUAGAAGAUGGCUGCUAUUACACCAACCUGGAAGAGUACAAGAAAGUGGUUAAAGCUAAAACCGAAUCGUUCAAACCAUUCGGCGAGAAGGUCGAUGAGUUCCAAAUAAGUUCCGGAACUGCGGACGGCGGAACUCGAACCUUUGAAGUGUACGUGAGUGACGUGAAUGACAAGGAAUUCCUAAAGUUCCACUCCCGUCUUGAGUCGUUCUCGUUCUGGUUCAUCGAUGCUUUCAGCCGGGUGGAACACGACCCUUUGUGGUUGUUCUUCAUGGUCUACGAGAAAUAUUCGAACAACAAUAACGAAACUCGUUAUGCUACGGCUGGGUAUUUUACCGUUUAUCAGUAUUUCUCGUAUCCGCAAUUCAUUAGGCCACGCGUCAGCCAAAUUCUGGUGCUGCCUCCAUUCCAAAAGCUGGGCAUCGCUUCUCGGUUGAUCGAGGAGACAGUGUUCAAAUACUUUGUCCCUAAAGAGAACGUUGCCGAUAUCACUUACGAACAGCCGACCGAUAUCGUCCAGCAUAUUCGAUCUGUGUCCGAUGCCAAGCGCUGUAUGACGCUUCCAUCGUUUGCCAAGGAGCAUCUGCUGGCUGGCUUUUCGAAGAGUAUGCUCAGAGACGCCAAGGAAAAGUUCAAAAUCAAUCCCAAACAGUGCCGGGUUAUCUAUGAGAUUCUUCGGUUGGGAGUCACCGAUCUUAAAAAUGAAACCGAGUACCGCAAGUACCGGGUAGAGGUGAAGAAACGACUGAAUCUGAACGACAGUAAGAACCGUCGUGAGCUGAUGCGGCUGCAGAAGAAGGGAGUGGAUGUAAGUGGAGCUUUUAGUAUCCUUCCGUCGCUUGAGGACAGAAUAGAGCAGCUGCACGCUGCUUACAAGGAAGUGGAAAAAGUAUACCACCAGGUGUUGAAGAAGAUAAAUUCUAUUCGCGAGUAAGCAAUGAUCCAUGUAGAUUUCCUGAUACAUCUCUCUUUCUAGAAGGAGUCUAUUACAUCUCAUAUGUUUCUGUUUAAGGGUCCUUUGUUUUAAAUUCUUAAUUUGUACUAUUAAACUCUAUGUUAUGCGUAAAUAAAGCACAAGUGUAUGAAAAAUU
Aedes aegypti (yellow fever mosquito) is the source of this 1583-nucleotide messenger RNA. It is a transcript of the gene Hat1, whose product is annotated as histone acetyltransferase type B catalytic subunit. Gene Ontology annotation, molecular function: histone H4 acetyltransferase activity; histone binding. Gene Ontology annotation, biological process: subtelomeric heterochromatin formation. The record is from RefSeq and is a predicted model, not a curated record. Bases 194 to 1426 code for a protein of 410 amino acids. The transcript is spliced from 4 exons. Lineage: Eukaryota; Metazoa; Arthropoda; Insecta; Diptera; Culicidae. Gene Ontology annotation, cellular component: nucleus.